Molecule: messenger RNA, 2964 nt
Organism: Plasmodium gaboni
Lineage: Eukaryota; Apicomplexa; Aconoidasida; Haemosporida; Plasmodiidae
Product: putative pre-mRNA-splicing factor SYF1
Exons: 5
Coding region: 1-2964 (987 amino acids)
Biological process (GO): mRNA splicing, via spliceosome; generation of catalytic spliceosome for first transesterification step
Cellular component (GO): U2-type catalytic step 2 spliceosome; Prp19 complex; post-mRNA release spliceosomal complex
Molecular function (GO): protein binding
Source: RefSeq, a predicted model, not a curated record
AUGGCUUUGUUCGGAGAACUGUAUGAAUGCGAAGAAUUUUUUAACGAAGAAACGUUUAAUAUAAAAAAAAGCGAAUAUUAUAAUUAUGAUGAUUUUAAGGAUGUGGAAGAACUAUUAGAUAACUCAGUAGACCCUGUGUAUGUUGAAUCUGAGGAUAUAAACCUAAUGAAUAAGAAUAAUAAUGAUGAUGAUGAUAAUAAGAGUUAUAUUAAAAAUAUUGAAAUAGACAUAAAAGAAAAUUUUGAUAAGAUAUCAACUAGAUAUUUAUUUUUAUAUAUUAAUAAAUAUAAAGAAAUGUAUAUAAAAAAUAUGAAAGGAUUAUACGAGGUGGAUUUUUAUGAUAUACAUUUGAAGGGUGAUAAAAAAACAAUACUUACAAGUGAUAAUAAUAUUAUAGAAUAUUGUAUGGAAAAUUUAAUUAAUAAAAAUAAUAUUCCAGAUGAUAAUGAUAAUAAGAAUGUACAUAGUGAUAAUAUGAAUAUUAAUAAAAAUGAAUCCUACCCUAUUGAUAGUGAUAAAAAAGUAAUAGAAAAAAAGGUGUAUGAUCUUUUUUGUAUUUAUGAAAUAAUAUUAAAAUAUUUUCCAUAUAGUUUUAAAUUAUGGUAUCAUUAUAUUAAAGAUAGUAUAGAAAUGAUAACAGAUGUAUAUUAUUUGAAUAAAAAGAAUUAUAAAUAUAUAAAUAAAAUAUUUGAUAAAUGUAUAUUAUAUAUGUAUAAUUUUAAAUCUAUAUAUAUAAUGUAUAUUCAAUUUUUAUAUAUUCAAAGGAAUAUAAAAAAAAUUCGUAAGAUAUUUAAUCUUUCAUUGCAAAAUGUUUAUUUGAAUCAACAAAAUGAUUUAUGGGAGUAUAUAUUAUUAUUUAAUGAGAAGAUUAAUAAUAAAGUUAUAAAUUAUGAAUAUAUUAAAAGAUAUGUUACUAUAUAUCCUGAACAAAUAAUACAUUUAUUUAAACAUUAUAUAAAAUAUAAAAUGUAUAAGAAUGCUAUGAUCACCUUUUUUUAUAUUCUAAAUAGCGGAGAUAAUUUUGAUUUAGGUCAAUAUUCAAAAUAUGAUAUCUAUGAAGAGAUAUACAAACUUUUAAAUACUAAAGGAACCUUAAAUAAUGAUAUUAUACAUUUAUUGAAGAAGAAUUUAUAUAUAUUUAAAAAUUAUGAAAGCAUAACAUCUAUAUAUAUAUUAUUAGCAAAUAAUUUUAUAUAUGAUGGCAGAUGGAACAAAGCUAUGGAUUCAUAUGAAGAGGGUAUAUCCGAAUGUUAUACAGUUAAUGAUUUUAUAACUUUAUUUGAUAAUUAUAUUGAAAUGUUGAAGAUGUUAAUAGAUCUAAAUAUAUAUGAGCAAGAAGAGAGAGAAAAGGAUAUUUUAAAUAAGACAUUAAAAAAAAAAAAAAAUAAUAAUAAAAAAAAAAAAAAAAACACAUUAAAUGAUGAUAAUAAUGAUGAUGAUAAUCAUAACAAUGAUGAUAAUCAUAAUAAUGAUGUUAAUCAUAACAACCUUGGUGUGGAUGCCAAUUUGAUUAUAGAUUUAUAUAUGGAUAAAAUAAAUUACUUAUUAGAUCAACGUAAAACAUACAUUGCAGAUAUAAAAUUAAAAAAUAAUAAAAAUAAUGUAUAUAUAUGGUUAAGUAAAAUAGAUUCUAUAAUAAACGAAGAAGAAAAAAUAUAUUUAUAUGAUGAAUGUUUAAAAUAUUUUGAAACAAAUGAUUAUAUAGGGAAAUUAAGUGAUAUAUAUAUUAGUUAUGCUUAUUAUUAUUAUAAUAAAGAUGAAUAUACAAAUUGUAUAAAUAUAUUUAAAUUAGCUUUAAAACAAAAUGUUUUUUUUAAAAGUGCAAAUGAAAUAGCUAAUAUAUUUUGUGCAUGGAUAGAAGUCGAAUUAUUAGAAAAAAAUUAUAAAGAAGCUUUAAAUAUAGCAAGACUAUCAAUUGAUAUAAAUAAAAAAUCCUAUAAUGUAUUAUAUAAAUCAUCUACUUCUAUAUUACCAUAUGAAGAUAAAUUAUUAAAUAAUAAUAUGAAAAAUAAUUAUCAUACUAAUUUUAAUUUAUUAAGUUGUAUGAAAUUAGUAUCUCUAAUUAUAGAUAUGGAAAUAAAUUAUGGAACAGUAGAAACUACAUUAAAUAUGUUUGAUUUUCUUUAUCAUUCAAAAUGUAUAACAGUAAAAAUCGUAUUAACAUUAUCUACAUAUUUAUAUGAAAAAAAAUAUUUUAAUGAAUCAUUUAAAGUAUAUGAAAAAGCAUUAUCUGUUUUUCAUUAUCCUUAUGUGUAUCCUAUAUAUGUUAAUUAUAUUAAUAAAUAUAUUCAAAGAUAUAAAGAUAAAAAUAUAUCAUAUGUAAGAGACUUAUUCAAACAAGCUAUAUAUGGUAAUGAUAAUAAAACAUUUAUACCAAGAGAAUUUGCUAAACAAAUAUUCUUAAUGUAUGCAAACUUUGAGGGUAACUAUGGAUUUAUUAAAAGAGAACUUUCAAUAUAUAAAGAAGCUAUACCUUUCUUGGAAGAAUCAGACAAAAUUAAAUUUUAUAAAAUUUUUAUAUCCAAGGUAUCUAGGGCAUAUGGAAUUCAAAAGGCUAGGGAAGCCUUCGAAGAAGCAAUCCAAACUCUCUCAGAUGAUAGUGCUCGUCAAUUAUGUAUGAUAUACAUAGAUAUGGAAUAUAAGUUAAAUGAAUAUGAGCGUGUAAGGGCCUUAUAUAUAUAUACAGCCCAAUACACAAACCCUUUAAUUUAUGUGGAUUUCUACAAGGACUGGAGAGAAUUUGAAGCUUUGCAUGGAAAUGAAAACACGUUUAGAGAAAUGAUAAGAAUAAAAAAGAGCGUCCUAAAUAUAUUUUCGAAUUCUCGUAAUAAUAUGGAAGAUGAAAAACAACAGAAAGCUAAUAUGGACGAAUUGGAAAAUACGAAAAGAAAAUUAAAAGAGAUAAUUGAAAAAGAAGAGGAGCAUCAAAAAAAACUUAAAAGAAAUGAAUUGUAUAAUUAUUAG